AUGGCAGAAAUGGUCGAAGCAGCUCCUAAGAAGAUCAUUUUGUGCUGCGAUGGUACCUGGCAAUCCUCUGUGAGCGGGAAGCACAACCUGCCAUCCAACAUUACACGCAUUGCGAGGACCAUUGCGAAAGCCGGUCAGGACAAAGAAGAUGGCAAGGUCUGGCAGCAGAUUGUUUACUACGACUCCGGUGUGGGAUCCGGCAGCUUGUCAUCACUCGAAUCUAAACGCCAGGGAGCUACUGGGGAUGGUCUGGUGGUCAACGUGCUCGAAGCCUACAACUUUGUGGUUAACAACUAUUCGCCAGGAGACAAGAUUUAUUGUUUCGGCUUCAGCAGGGGCGCAUUUACAGCUCGAGCAAUUGCUGGCAUGAUUACCGACCUUGGUGUCAUGAAGCCCGACUCCAUGCAGUACUUUGCAUCUCUAUUUGCCGCUUAUCAGAAGAACACGAGCAAAUACACCUUUCGAAAGACCAAAGAAUACUUCGAGUGGAAGCACGGAAAAGCUCCGUUCGUACCUGAAAGCCAGAAAGAGACGUGCGAUGUCAAGAUUCCUUGGUACGACAUGGGUACGUACGCCGAGGAGUAUGAAAACUCUCGAUCGAUUGAGCUUGUCGGUGUUUUCGAUACCGUGGGAAGUCUUGGAUACGCAGACUCCUACGUCCACAGCCAUGCAUCAAGUCGGCAGGGCUUUGAGUGGCUUAAUGUCAAGUGGAGUCCAUAUGACCGUCGCCAGCCUUUCCUACCAACAUUGUACUACAUCCCGAAUUGUAGCGAGGAGACCAUCUCAAAAGAGAACGAAAAACUAGCAGAGGGAAGAAGCGUCCAUAUCAAUGUCGGUGGAGGAACAGACGAUGCAAAGACCGAUUUUGAAGGAUUGGCAAACAUCACUUUUGCAUGGAUGGUCGAGCAAUGCCGACCAUACCUCGCCUUCAAUGACUUUACGAACGCCACACUCGCCAAUUACCUACAACGCAUGAUCGCAGUUGAUGCUGAACAAUCUUUACGCGCGAAGGAAGCGGCCCCUACGGGCAUGGUCGGCUCGACUGUUGCUGCCAUUACUGAAGACUUGAAUGCGACAAAGAAGUGGCUUGGUUCGUUCUUUUCGUCCAACGACAAAGCAACGCCCAAAGAGAAAAUGGUUCGAACCUACUGCUUCAGCGCGAGCGUCGUCCCACCUGUCAAGCCUGACCACUGGACCCUGUUUCGCAACCAGGAUAGCUAUAGCCUGAUGUACAAGGUAAUCUCACACCCGGAAACCCGCACACCCGGCAACUGCAACGACCAGUCCACGGAAGAUCACACGCCCCUGUCUAAACUUGGAGAGACUAGAGAAUGGAUGCACCCGUCGGUGAAAUGGCGACAAGACAAGUCCACGGGCCACGCAGAUAAGGAGCUUCAGUACAACUCCGAGCCUCUAAAAGCAUUGGCGUACGAUCGGAAAGAUGGGGUCUGGGGGUGGAAGCAAAGCGCGGACAGCAAAGUACCUGUAUGGAUCCCGGAAUGGCCAAUUGAGGCUGCGCUCGAAGAAGAAGACGAGAGCUCGUACAGCGAGAACGCGGAACUGGCGCUAGUUGACGCGUGUCUUGACAAAAAGGCCGUACGAGAGUUCCUGAAAGAGCACGCUACAGCCUGGAACAAGGCGAAUGCUUCGGUAGUAGGAGAACUACAUGCUCAGGUAUAUGUUUGA
Molecule: messenger RNA, 1686 nt
Organism: Parastagonospora nodorum SN15
Lineage: Eukaryota; Fungi; Ascomycota; Dothideomycetes; Pleosporales; Phaeosphaeriaceae
Exons: 4
Coding region: 1-1686 (561 amino acids)
Source: RefSeq, a predicted model, not a curated record